GUUGCGUCACAAUAAAAGGAGAGAAAGUGUAUCUCAUAAGUCUACUCGAAUUCUUAUGCCUUUCGUGUGAAUGUCAUCAAAUCCAUUCGCUUUUUUUGCACCUCCCUCUCGUUCUCUGUUUCGGUACACAGUGCCAUGCAACGGUAGCACAGACCAGUCCGUUAAUCUGUCGAUUUUUCUUCUGUUUCAAACUGUCGGGUGAUCAGGGUUUGAGAGACAGCGAGAGAUGAAGGGCGAAGAUCAAGCUAGAUCUCUGUUUGGGAUUUCUCUAACUGAUCGACCCAGAUGGCAACAAUUCCUAAUAUGCUCUUCUGGGUUCUUUUUUGGCUAUCUCGUGAAUGGCGUUUGCGAGGAGUAUGUGUAUAAUCGGCUUCAAUUCAGCUAUGGAUGGUAUUUUACAUUUGUGCAAGGCUUUGUGUAUUUGGUACUCAUAUACUUACAGGGUUUCACCAUGAAGCAAAUGGUGAAUCCAUGGAAAACAUACGUGAAGCUUUCUGCUGUUCUUAUGGGUUCUCAUGGGUUAACAAAGGGAUCAUUAGCAUUUCUCAACUAUCCAGCUCAGAUUAUGUUCAAAUCCACAAAGGUACUACCUGUCAUGGUAAUGGGUGCCUUCAUCCCUGGCUUGAGAAGAAAAUACCCUGCACAUGAAUAUCUGUCGGCCCUGCUUCUAGUUGUCGGGUUGAUUCUUUUCACCCUGGCAGAUGCCAAUACUUCUCCGAAUUUCAGCGUCAUUGGUGUUGUGAUGAUUAUGGGUGCUUUAGUCAUGGAUUCCUUUCUGGGCAAUUUGCAGGAAGCAAUUUUCACCAUGAAUCCUGAAACAACACAGAUGGAGAUGCUGUUCUGCUCCACAGUGGUUGGCUUGCCUUUUCUAAUUCCACCCAUGGUACUAACAGGGGAAUUGUUCAAGGCUUGGAAUUCUUGUUCACAGCAUCCUUAUGUGUACGGUGUGUUGGUAUUUGAAGCCAUGGCUACUUUCGUUGGUCAAGUUUCUGUUUUAUCGCUUAUAGCUAUUUUUGGGGCUGCCACCACUGCCAUGAUCACAACUGCAAGGAAGGCUGUUACUUUGCUGUUGUCCUACUUGAUAUUUACAAAGCCACUAACCGAACAGCAUGGGUCUGGGCUACUGCUCAUUGCAAUGGGAAUCAUCAUGAAGAUGCUGCCUGACGACAAAGCCUCCAAUCGGAUUCCAUUAUCAAAUGCCGCCUCCAAUCGAAGGAACGCAAAAUCUUACCUCAAAGAAGAAAAGAAACCAACAGAAAAUAAAGAAGAUGAAGAAUAUGAGGAAAUAAGCCCAUUAGUAAAAUCAAGCAGGCUACAAGUUCCUAAUUAGUUCUUUUUUUUUCCUUCUUUUCUUUUUCGCCUGUACCUUUUGCAGAGUGAUGCAAAGCAAAAGAGCAGAAAUAGCUAGUGGUUUUUUUUUUUUUUUUUUAAUU
Messenger RNA from Ilex paraguariensis (yerba mate), 1433 nucleotides. NCBI's taxonomy places the organism in Eukaryota, Viridiplantae, Streptophyta, Magnoliopsida, Aquifoliales, Aquifoliaceae. The record is from the annotation of a GenBank genome assembly.